Messenger RNA from Staurois parvus, 253 nucleotides. NCBI's taxonomy places the organism in Eukaryota, Metazoa, Chordata, Amphibia, Anura, Ranidae. The record is from the annotation of a GenBank genome assembly.
CCAGGGGCGGACUGACCAUUUGGAAACUCGGGCACUGCCCGAGGGCCCGGGGUCAGUAGGGGGCCCCAUGAGAUGCCCCUGGUACCUUUUUCAUAGGUUUUUUUUAGUUUGGGCAAGGACACAGGGGCCCCAUGAUCCCCUAUUGCCCGGGGGCCCCAUGAGUUGUCAGUCCGCCCCUGGUCCACACUAACACAAUCUGUUGGACACAGGGGCCCCAUGAGUUGUCAGUCCGCCCCUGAUGGUAGCCAAUCAG